AUGACGGGCAACAGGCUUCAUUCUUUUGGUCUUCUGCGUGGCGGCUUUCCGCUUUCGCUGCGAGGUGGUGGUCGUGGUAGUGCGACGUGUGUCCGCAUGCGCCGGCAUGCGGCAUGGGAUUUUGGAUUCACUUGGACGUUGAGGAGCGCCAAGAUGCCGUACUCGCAUGAAUUCCAUGGAGGCCACAUACGCAAUCCUUACGUGGAGCAACGUCUUUGUGCGUGGCGGCAACUCAAGUCAAAAGUCACGGAAUCGGCCACUUCUUCAUGUGCAGUUGGAGUCGCUGGGCCAACAAAUUUCCGGCCACUAUUUCAUUUAUUAACUGCAAAAACGCGUAGCGCCCUAGAAGAGUCCGCGGAGAACUUUAUCCAGGGUGAACGUCGUCGUCUAUACGCCAUUUAUCGACCCUCGCCAAGCGGAGAUGACUCAUUGAUGCCCUCUCCAUACGACUAUGUUUGCGUCCUUCAGAGGCUAAGUGCGUGUGGCAUGGGGGUUACUUCCAAGAUUGUGUAUUUGAUUCUGGUGGAAUUACUGAAGAAACCGCUGCAUCCCUCUCAGGCAGGAACGGAGUGGGACCUCCCGGAGGAGGCGACGGUGAAUGUGCAGGCAAGAGCACUGGAAGCGGUGAUGUCCGGCCUGGAAGGUCGCGACGCCUUGGCGUUUGCGCAGAGCUGCCUCAUGCCGCCGCUCUCCUCGACUACUGGCACGGAUGGGAGUCGUCAUUCUGGUGAGAUGGUGCUUAUUCACGCCAUUCAUCGGCAGCUGAAGGGUAGUGGCGUCAAUCCCACUCCUGUGGGAGUGAACGGUAGGAUCAUCGAUGGUAGAUUGAUUGUGACGCCCUUUGUGGUGGCUGCUGUGGCGGCAGCUUUGAUUCGGUGUAAUACAAAUACGAAGAAGCAACAGGCGUUUGAGCUCUUGCAGCUUGCAUCCAUUGCCCGGCUGAGGGGCCUGAAUUUAUUUGAUGAGAACGUUGCUGAGAGAUGUGCUGAGGCUGCCGCUCUCAUUGGUGACGCGGAGACGGUCACACGGAUCAUAUUUAUUUUGUACCGCGCUCGCGGGGUGCUGGGUCAGUCAGUUAGCUCAGAAAACGCCGCGGGCGAAAAUGCAGACGACGGUGUGAUUAAUAGUAAAGGCAAGGGCGGUGGCUCGCUUUGGGAUCGUGUUUUUUUGGGUUUGGGCCUACCAGCUUCGGCGGAGAAGCGCACGGAAGGCGAUGGAGAUGCUGCUUUUCGCCGAGCAACCGUUCGUCUCUUGAAGAGUGUUAUUCACGCUGCUCUGCGCCGCCCCAAUGCCACUGACUCUCGCGAGGAGUCGUUGACCGCUAUAAGAGAGGCGGUGCGUCUGUUUGGUUCUUUGCGUAUGGGAUGUGACUGGGACGGCACCGCUUCAAUGGCUGUGGAGCUCCUUACGCAAAUGGGUGUGGAGACACGGAGGUACCUUGAUCAUGAACCACACGAUGGGGACAUGGAACCGCUCUUUUAUCUCCAUCGGGAGGCGCUGCGAGUCGUCAUUGUGCUUUGGGACGCUCUGCCAUCUCGUCCCUCAGCGUAUCAGCACUCAGUGUAUGCAGCGUGCGCAGCCCUAGCAAUGAAAUGCUACCUCGUUGAGGUUUCGAUCAGCACGGAGAAUGGUAUGACGGUUCCUGUGCUGGCAGUGCCAUUUUUUUCUUCACGAAUCAAGCAGCUAGACUAUUUGUUCGCUGCUAUAACCGCGACGUUGGAUCUGUUUGAUUCUAUGUCGCCUGAAUGUCAAGUACAACAAAUGCAUCUGGCCGUGACCUUUUCCGCUGCAGCCGUGGCCAUUAGCAGCGUCCGACCCAAUGACGGAUCUAUUAUUGAGCAUAUCUUUUCUCGCCUGAAGGAACUGUUUUUUCGGACAGGGUUGCUGACAACGAACCCAACGGAUAUGAUGAGUCGGUUCUCAUCGCUUGGUGACCAGGGCACUGUUUGUGGGGCUUUAUGGCUUUAUAUGGUUUUGUCCGCGGGCCUGCUUCCUGUCUUAUUGGGAGAAGGAGAAAAAAUGCACGCUGGUGAGGUCCUGGGAGAGGGAAUGGACAAAUGGGUGGCAAGCGCUCUUCCGAGUCAACGAAGGCUCUUGUGGGAGCUCUUGUCAAGUCCGGUUUUCCACGCAUACUUUUCGCUAAUGCCGUCUCUUCUAACUGUGAUGGUUUCUGCAGUGGAGCUCGCUCUGGACACUGCUCGCACCUCUCCCGAGAGGCGAUCCGAGGCUGUGGCUAUGCUGCGAUUUCUUUACAGUCAGAGGUGGUGCGACAGCGUCGCAGACGCUACAGCUCGUGCAAUUGCUGAUAGGUUGCUUAGCUCUUUGCUGCGAUUUGGUGUGACCACCGCAUCUGCGACCGACAUAGCUGAGAAGUGUUCAAGCGACUUGGAGACGAAUUUUGCCUCCGAGGAAGUCAUACUAGUAAUUGGGGCAUCGGGCAUUCAAAAUGCACGCGGCACAAAGCGGGAUUUGUUGGAGCUACUACGUGAGAUGGCAUCGAGCUGUGAAACCGCAGGCGUGUCUCUCCAUGUGGGAUCUUCUGGAGCCUUUACGCGUCGAUUGAUUUUGACGCUAGACGCCGUGAUAUUAUUGGUGGAGUUGUCAUUGAGGAUCGACGAUGGGAAAUGUAUUAAUGAGGGGGCAUUGGAGGUGUUGUCUUGGCUUCAGCAAUGUCCACCGUUGGAUCCACUCUUUCACCAAGUGCUCAUCAUGACACCCAACUCCCGCGUAGCGUCGUUGUCGGUGGAAAUGGCGCGUGAACGGCGUUGCUCUGUCUGGAGUCAAAGGUUUAGGGAUGGAGUGGGUGAAUCCUGCGCCAUUGCAUUAGCUCUCGCCGACAGAAUAACGAACCCAGCGCAGGCCAGCCGGGUCGCCGUGUUUUUAUGGGAUAAUGAUGAUGAGGAUGGUGCUGACGAUGGAGCAGGAAGGCAUACGGGGGCGAAAACGCGUUACGCUCUUCUUUCGCGCCACGGCGUGAGGCCAUUGUCACGACGAAGAGCACAGGUGCAGCGUGCCAAGGCAGACGUUAUGGAGAUUCUACGAGCCUCCUUUCCUCCGGAGUCCUUCACGGCGCGUCACCGGCGUGAUCAGAAAAAGUUAUGUGUAAAAAGUUCUUUUGAGCGGCGUGGCGUCGUCAGUCCUUCGUCUCACAUUCCAUGA
Molecule: messenger RNA, 3159 nt
Organism: Trypanosoma cruzi
Lineage: Eukaryota; Euglenozoa; Kinetoplastea; Trypanosomatida; Trypanosomatidae
Exons: 1
Coding region: 1-3159 (1052 amino acids)
Source: RefSeq, a predicted model, not a curated record